This is a messenger RNA of Musa acuminata subsp. malaccensis (wild Malaysian banana), 2050 nucleotides long. RefSeq names its product nucleobase-ascorbate transporter 2. The record is from RefSeq and is a predicted model, not a curated record. Gene Ontology annotation, cellular component: membrane. Gene Ontology annotation, biological process: transmembrane transport. NCBI's taxonomy places the organism in Eukaryota, Viridiplantae, Streptophyta, Magnoliopsida, Zingiberales, Musaceae. Gene Ontology annotation, molecular function: transmembrane transporter activity.
UUGGUGGGUGGCAAAGAAGUGGUUUUUUUGGCCCUCUGAAUCAUCCCCGCCUAGUUUUUUCUUUCUUUGUUGUGUUUGCGAGCGAGGCCAUACGUUCUUUCUCGCGCAGUCACUCUCUCUCGUGUUCUUUUCUGUCUUCGUAUCAUCCUCCGUGUCUUUUUUUCUUUGACACCACAGUAUCUCUCAGCUUUCACCAAUGAUUCUCCAGCCUUUUCUUUCGCUAUUAGAUUUCUCAUCCGCGUAGCAGUCGGAAAAAAACCAUCUUGGUACCGUUUGGAAGAAACGAGAAAGAUCAGAUUUUUAUCGGUUUUCAGGCCUUCUCUUUUCCUGUUUGUGCGUUUGGGGAGUUUGGUAGCUUAUGGAGAUGGCAGAAGUCAAGCCGGAGGAGAUCACGCAUCCGCCCAUGGAUCAGCUCCAUGGUUUGGAGUACUGCAUCGAUUCCAAUCCAUCUUGGGGAGAGGCUAUUGCGUUGGGAUUUCAGCAUUACAUAUUGGCCUUGGGCACGGCGGUGAUGAUCCCGACCCUUCUGGUACACUUGAUGGGUGGAACUGAUGAUGAUAAGGUAAAGGUGGUCCAGACAUUGUUGUUUGUGUCUGGAAUAAAUACAUUGCUUCAAACCCUAUUCGGAACUCGACUUCCAAUUGUCAUCGGUGGUUCAUACGCAUUUGUGGUUCCAAUCAUAUCCAUAAUUCAUGACUCAUCGCUGGCGCAGAUAACUGACGACCAUGAAAGGUUCCUCCAAACCAUGAGAGCGAUACAAGGAGCUUUAAUUGUCUCUUCCAGCAUUCAGAUCAUUCUGGGCUACAGCCAGUUGUGGGGGAUCUGCUCCAGAUUUUUCAGCCCUCUUGGAAUGGUUCCAGUGGUUUCACUGGUAGGAUUUGGAUUAUUCGACAGAGGAUUCCCCGUGGUUGGAAGAUGUGUGGAGAUUGGCAUUCCAAUGCUUAUCCUAUUCAUUGCAUCCUCCCAGUAUCUAAAGCAUCUGCACAUUAGACGGUGGCCCAUAUUGGAGAGGUUCUCUCUUCUGAUAACCAUUGUCAUCAUAUGGAUUUAUGCCUACUUGCUUACGGUUGGUGGUGCAUACAAACACCGGCCAGAACGCACCCAGGUCAACUGUCGCACUGACCGAGCCAAUCUCAUCUCCUCUGCUCCCUGGAUAAAGAUUCCAUACCCAUUGCAAUGGGGUGCACCAACUUUCAAUGCUGGCCAUUCUUUUGGGAUGAUGGCUGCUGUCCUUGUAUCCUUGAUCGAGUCAACAGGCGCUUUCAAAGCUGCAGCCCGCCUAGCCAGUGCAACACCACCUCCAGCUCAUGUUCUGAGCCGAGGCAUUGGAUGGCAGGGAAUAGGAAUUCUACUUGAUGGGCUAUUUGGCACUGCAAGUGGUUCGACUGUCUCUGUGGAGAAUGUGGGGCUUCUCGGAUCAACGAGAGUUGGGAGUCGUAGGGUCACACAGAUCUCAGCUUGUUUCAUGAUAUUUUUUUCCAUCAUGGGGAAAUUUGGAGCUUUCUUUGCCUCCAUUCCAUUCACCAUCUUUGCUGCUGUUUACUGUGUUCUGUUCGGGCUUGUGGCUGCGGUGGGGCUGUCCUUGUUGCAGUUCACCAACAUGAACUCCAUGCGCAACCUCUUCAUCGUUGGCGUCUCCAUCUUCCUUGGCCUAUCCGUUCCUCAAUACUUCUUCCGCUACACUCUGAGUGCUCAGCAUGGUCCAGCCCACACCAACGCAGGAUGGUUCAAUGACUACAUAAACACAAUCUUCUCCUCCCCGCCAACCGUGGCAUUGAUAGUUGCAGUUUUCCUAGACAACACACUCGACUUCGAGGACGCUGCCGCAGACCGAGGCAUGCCAUGGUGGACGAGGUUCCGAACCUUCAAGGGAGACAGCAGGAACGAGGAGUUCUAUACUCUCCCAUUCAACCUGAACCGCUUCUUUGCUCCAUCAUGAGGUGGUAGACAUUGUUGAGUCGAUACAAAUGUAGAUUUUAAUCAAAUCUAGUACUCAUAUCAUGUAUAUUCUGAGUUUGAUGGGCAAUACAAUAGAUCAAUCUUCUCUUUA